Alligator sinensis (Chinese alligator) is the source of this 2145-nucleotide messenger RNA. RefSeq names its product catechol-O-methyltransferase (gene COMT). The record is from RefSeq and is a predicted model, not a curated record. Gene Ontology annotation, cellular component: membrane; axon; dendrite. Gene Ontology annotation, biological process: dopamine metabolic process; catecholamine catabolic process; developmental process. The transcript has 5 exons. The coding region runs from base 252 to 1040 and encodes 262 amino acids. NCBI's taxonomy places the organism in Eukaryota, Metazoa, Chordata, Crocodylia, Alligatoridae. Gene Ontology annotation, molecular function: magnesium ion binding; catechol O-methyltransferase activity.
GUGUCCUCUGAGGUCACUCCAGGGCUGAGCACCUUUAAGAAAUGGCUGCUGUAAUCUGUGUAAUGAAGAGUUGGGGAAAAGGAUACUGCUCCUUUUAGAAUCUGUGUGUAAGAGAACCCAUAAGCUAUUCCCGUGAUGUGAUCAAAUGUGACUGAGACGACUGCAGGCUCCUGGACUCUUAUUCUAUAAAGUCUACAUCAGAGCAGCACAGGAAAAGAUCAGAGGGAACAGCUUCUGCUAUAUUCAGAAAGAUGCUGGAGAGCUCUCCCGUCCUUUUGUUCACUGUCAUCAGCCUGCUUCUCAUUUUGCUGCUCCUUGUACUGCUCAUUAGAAACAACGGCAUCGCAGCCCUUAUCUGGAAUGAAAUCAUCCUGGAGAAAAUAACCAAUUUCAUCAUGGAUCAGAGCAAAGAACAGAGGAUUUUAAACUUUGUGCUGCAGAACGCUGUCAGAGGGGACCCCCAGAGCGUGGUGGACACCAUCGAUAAGUACUGCUCCCAGAAAGAGUGGGCCAUGAAUGUGGGGGAUGAAAAAGGUUUGAUUCUAGAUAAGAUACUGGAGGAGGCCAAGCCCUCAACCUCAUUGGAGCUGGGAACAUACUGUGGUUAUUCAGCUGUGAGGAUGGCUCGGCUGUUGAAGCCCAGCGCCCGCCUGCUUACCAUUGAGUUCAACGCUGAGUUUGCUGCCAUUGCCAAGCAGAUAAUUGAGUUUGCUGGAGUACAAGAGAAGGUCAAAAUUCUAGAAGGCCCUUCAGAGGAAAUUAUCCCACAGCUGAAGAAAAAGCAUGAAGUGGAUACACUGGAUUUUGUCUUUCUCGACCAUUGGAAAGAAAGAUACACACCAGAUACUAUCCUGUUGCAAGAAUGUGGCUUGCUGAGGAAGGGCACGGUUAUCCUGGCUGACAAUAUAGUCUGUCCUGGGGCUCCUGAGUUCAUUAACUACAUCCGCAAUAACAGUCAUUUCGAGUGUACCAACUACCCGUCUCACCUGGAGUACAUGAAGGUCAAAGAUGCCAUGGAGAAGGCCGUGUUUCUGGGAUAAAAUGAAGCCCUUGGUACCCAAGUGCUGUUUCAAAAAUUGUAAAUGCAACUGCACAAGUUAACUGUGUUCAUGCUUCAAGUUUAGCUUUCUGUAUUUCAAGGCCUGUAAUUAAAGCAAAUUCUAACAAAGGGAGUUUAGAGGAGGGGGACCAAGAUUUAGAGUGGGAGUAUAGACAAGGUAACUAGCCGGAGAUGAGAUGGAGAAGGCUGCUUUUAUCUUUUCACGUGGCCUCCCCCACCCCAGAUAAAACUUCCCUUAAAUUAAUCUCUGUGUUGCCAAACAGCAAAAAUAAUCUUUUUAUUUUGAGUUCAACCCCCUAAGAGCCAAGAGUGAAACAGAAAAAUCACAGCAGCUGCUGCGAGCUUGUGUCCCACAGCCAAACAGACUAAUCGCUGUUGAGAAAGAAACACCCCGUUGGCAGGGAAGGAGUACUUCAGCAGCAUUGAUUUUGCUGAAUUACUGGCAAGGCGCUGCUGGGAUGAAUCCUAGUUACACCACAGAUAUUCAAAGGUGGCUACUGGUAAAACGACACUGUGGCCUGUGCUGGAGGAAAGGCAGACUGGGACUGCCUGCCAGCAGGGGCUGGCAUUGGGAGGGAGAAAAGACUGCUGUGGGUGGUGAAACCCAACUGGACAGUGGACAACGCUGUAGGUAGCAAGGAGGGGAAGGCUAUAAGAGCUAGAUGGGCCAAAGGAUACAUUUGCAAAAGACAGGGAACAACUUCUUCUAACAAAGUGCUCAAAAUAAGUAAACUGCCAAGACCUUGUUCAAACACCAUUUUCCAAUCCUUUGCGUAGUACCUAAGAGAACUCACCUCCUUGGGGGCAGGGCAUGUCUCUUCCCCUGGGUCAAGUGCUGGGUAACCAGAAGGUGCUCUCUAAUGGGACACAACAGGCUGUGCCUUUCUGUAUACCCUGGGUAAUAUUAAUGCUAUAGUAAAGUGCUGUCAGUACCCAGUGUUAGCGUCAUCAAGGUACGAGGCUGCACUCCAAGUAACUUUUCUCUCCUGAAUGGUGCACUAAUUCAAUGGCACGUCUCAGAGUGCCCCUUGAUGUGGUAGAAUGAUGCAAUGUUCACUUUUGUAAAUAAAAAAUAAGGAGGAAAA